Molecule: messenger RNA, 2603 nt
Organism: Durotheca rogersii
Lineage: Eukaryota; Fungi; Ascomycota; Sordariomycetes; Xylariales; Xylariaceae
Product: HAD-like domain-containing protein
Exons: 1
Coding region: 397-1896 (499 amino acids)
Biological process (GO): glycerophospholipid biosynthetic process
Cellular component (GO): mitochondrion
Source: RefSeq, a predicted model, not a curated record
GGAUGAGAUACACUGUUUAGCCUAGCAAGAUGGUUUCGUUGAGAUGUAACCCAUGCAAGGGACCGACGGGAACCAGGCUCGAUGACGACGAUGGGUAUAGUGGAUGUUGAGCUGUCGUCAUCGUGCUCCCCGUCGGUCAUCUCGACGCUCCUGAAAAAGGGGCGCGAUGACAACACGAUGGGCGGUGGGCGGUGGGCGGUGGACGGUGAACGCCGAGUAGAUCGCGAACACAUAUAAGAUCGUCGUCCAAUCGUCGAUAUUGAACUCCUUGACUGUUUCCUAUCACACUUCUCUCCAUUGCCCUCUUCCCCAUCAUCUGAUCGUUGUCGAUAGUUCGGGAACUUUCACGUUUGAAUAUUCUUUCGAACCGCCGAAAACACCUGCGAGACAUUCAAGAUGCCUAUCUUUGAGGACUACGAAGCUGGCAAAACCACCGACAAGACUCACCAAGUGCGCAAGGUCGCCUCCAUGACUCUCAUAGACGGGAUCGACGAGCCCUUGCUGGUUCCCGGAGACGAUGGCGACGGGCCGAUUGAAGUCCCUGCUUCGAGAUCACCGAUCUCCAAGGUAGCCAAAUACAUGCAUACCUUGAGCGCCACCCUUUCGAUGAAAGAACGGAGGCGGUCUCGCAACUCUUUUGGCGCUGCACUACCGAUUCCCAGGUCUAAGAGAAAUUCGCGACUAUCAUCGGUCCGUUACCCCGAUGAGCUGCUCGCUCGUCCUACUCCCCCGGGGAUGCCGGCCGCCCAGACUUCCCGCGCGAUCCUGGCAGCCCAGGUGCAGAGCGUCGAGGUUGAGAAGGUGAUGAAGGCCAAGAAUAUGGCGUUCGCGUUCGACAUCGACGGCGUCCUCGUUCACGGCGACCGGCUGAUCCCCGAGGGGCGGCGGGCACUCGAGAUCCUCAACGGCGACAACGAGCUCGGCAUCCAGAUCCCGCACAUCUUCCUGACCAACGGGUCCGGGAAGCCGGAGAAGGCGCGGUGCGAGCAGCUGUCCAAGAUCCUGCAGAACCCGGUGGACACGGAGCAGUUCAUCCAGUCGCACACGCCGAUGAGCGCGCUCGCCGAGUACUACAACACGGUGCUCGUCGUCGGCGGCGAGGGUUACAAGUGCCGCGAGGUGGCGGAGGCGUACGGGUUCAAGGACGUCGUGGUGCCCAACGACAUCGUCGCGUGGGACCCGACGAUCGCGCCGUACCGGGUGUUCACGGACGCGGAGCGAGCGUCGUCGCGGCCGCGCGACUUCAGCCAGACGCGAAUCGAGGCGAUCAUGGUGUUCUCGGACUCGCGGGACUACGCGACGGACAUGCAGAUCAUCGUGGACGUGCUGCGGUCGGAGGACGGGCGGCUGGGGACGCUGGCGCGGGGCACGGCGGCGGCGGCCGCGGUGCAGCGGAUCCCGAUCUACUUCUCGCAGGGGGACCUGCUGUGCCCGACGGAGCACUGGACGCCGCGCAUGUCGCAGGGCGCGUUCCGCAUCGGGCUGGAGGCGAUGUACCGGGCGCUGACGGGGGCGGACCUGGAGCGGGUGGUGUACGGCAAGCCGGAGGCGGCGACGUACCGGUACGCGGACGGGGUGCUGGCGGCGUGGAUGGGGCGGCUGCACGGCGAGGAGCGGCUGCCGGCGCACGUGUACAUGGUGGGCGACAACCCGGCGUCGGACAUCAUCGGCGGCAACAUGUACGGGUGGCACACGUGCCUGGUGCGCACGGGGGUGUUCCAGGGCGGCGCCAACGACGACAGCAACCCGGCGAACUUCGGCGUCUUCUCGAACGUGCUCGCGGCCGUCGAGGCAGCGCUGCGCGAGCAGCUCGGCGAGGACUUCAAGAUGCGCUUCGACGACCGCAUCAACCUCGUCCUGCACGGCGACGAGGCGGACGCCGCGGCCAUCAUGUGAGCCGGGCGGUCCGGUUCCUCGACGACCCGCUUUGGCGACGAUUACCUAGCUGACUGAUCGAUUGGCUGGAUGGUUGGUUUUCUACGUGUAGGUGUGAGGGAGAUGGAAAGGGAGUUUCUCGGCAUAUGUUUGAUCUCUUAUUCCGCUUCCAUGCGACGCCUGUGUCAAGAGGUCAUGGUAGCAGCACUCCCGCCUACUAUACACAGCGAUAACCUAUUGCUUGCCUCGUGUUUCUUCCUAUUUGUGCCGCGUUGCUGGUGUUGCUGGCAGCGCCCAGGCCAGUCGCCCAACGGAUUUGUUUUUGUGCCUUGCAGCGGUUGACGCCAUAUAAGCGAUCGACCAGGGGUACCUACAUCGUGCAAUGCUCCGCCAAGAUGGGUUGGCUGGCCCCAACCGGCUAAUCGACCGGGGUCUGUAGGACUGGGUAUGAUUUGCGCACGGAGAGACGACAGCGAAGACAGACCAGCCGGGGGCGUCUGGAGCAAAGCGAUCAAUAUAUGCCGCCUGCGUUGGCUUGCAGCGCGAUUGUGCGCCUUAAUCAGCACACGUACGCAUGUGUGUGGUAUUCGUUGAGUGAUGGAGAGUGGUAAAAAUACUGUGCGUAGGUGGCUAGCCGGGCCAGGAUGUCAAGAAUGACUUGAGGAGGUCAGGCUAUCGAUGAGUAAUUUCCCAUCGCGCGGCAUUGCGACGUCGCAAUAAUAUAGAGG